AGACAUUAGCGGCGGCAUAGAUUUACAGUUCGUUUAUUUUUUUGUGUUUUGUAUUUACCGGGUCACUGUAUCGACUCAAUAUUACAAUAUUAACGGUAGCACUAGUAUUUUAACAAUAGAUUCUGGUUUUUAGUUUGUUAGACUAGCAUACUCUUCUUUACUACACAAACAAUUUUUGGAAAAUGUUUAAGGUACUCAGAUGCUCGGCCAAAUUAGGUUCCAAAUUAAGUUGGCCAGUGCAACAUCUAUGUAGCCGAAAUAUAGCUUGCCUAGCUGCUUUGCCCGAAACCCAUCAAAUGUUACAAAAGACAUGCCGUGACUUUGCCAAUGCAGAAUUGGUGCCCAAUGCUGCCAAAUUUGAUAGGGAACAUUUGUAUCCGGGAGAACAGAUUAAAAAAAUGGGUGAAUUGGGAUUGAUGGCUGUAUCUGUACCAGAGGAAUUGGGUGGAACCGGGCUAGAUUAUUUAGCCUAUGCCAUAGCUAUGGAGGAAAUCUCUCGUGGUUGUGCUUCUGCCGGCGUUAUAAUGUCUGUCAAUAAUUCCUUAUACCUGGGGCCUAUACUUGGCUUUGGCAAUGAUAAACAAAAAAGCGAAUAUAUAACGCCCUAUACAACUGGCGAUAUGGUUGGCUGUUUUGCCCUUUCCGAGCCUGGUAAUGGAUCAGAUGCCGGGGCCGCAUCCACAAAUGCUGUAGAGAAGGGUGAUCAUUAUGUCUUAAAUGGCACGAAGAUGUGGAUAACCAAUGGAUAUGAGGCCAAAGCAGCUGUUGUAUUUGCCACCACCGAUAAGUCACUCAAACACAAAGGCAUUUCCGCUUUUAUUGUGCCCAAAGAUACCCAAGGAUUUUCCCUAGGCAAAAAGGAAGACAAAUUGGGCAUUAGAGGUUCCUCCACAUGCCAAUUGAUCUUUGAAGAUUGCAUCAUACCCAAAGAAAAUAUUUUGGGAAAACCAGGUUAUGGCUUCAAAAUUGCCAUGAAAACAUUGGAUUCCGGCCGCAUUGGUAUAGCAGGUCAGGCCUUGGGCAUAGCUCAAGCCUCACUGGAACUGGCUGUUGAUUAUUCGCAAAAGAGAAUGGCAUUUGGUAAGCCCAUAUCCAAAUUACAGGCUAUACAGGAAAAAAUUGCUGAUAUGGCAGUUAAAUUGGAGUCGGCACGUCUACUGACAUGGCGUGCAGCGUGGUUGAAGGAUAACGACAAGCCUUAUACAAAAGAGGCGGCAAUGGCCAAAUUAGCCGCUUCGGAAGCUGCCACCUGGUGCAGUCAUCAAUGCAUUCAAGUUUUGGGUGGUAUGGGCUACGUUAGUGAUAUGCCCGCCGAACGUUAUUAUCGAGAUGCUCGCAUUACUGAAAUUUAUGAAGGUACUUCAGAAAUUCAACGCUUGGUAACAGCUGGUGCUGUAUUGAAGGAAUAUGCUGCUUAAAUACACGGCUCUAGAGUAGUUAAUCAUUUUGUGAUUAUUUUUUAGGACAAAUGUUGCAUUUUUUUAUCAUUUUAUUUGUAAAAAAAUAUUUGAGUUUUUAAUGUUAUGACAAAUUUUUCUUCGUGUGAAAGAUUGCCAUAAAGUCCUACAUAUCAAAACAUAAGUCAAUUAUUAUACUAGCUUAUUGUUAUAAAACAU
Messenger RNA from Stomoxys calcitrans (stable fly), 1616 nucleotides. RefSeq names its product short-chain specific acyl-CoA dehydrogenase, mitochondrial. The record is from RefSeq and is a predicted model, not a curated record. Gene Ontology annotation, biological process: butyrate catabolic process; fatty acid beta-oxidation using acyl-CoA dehydrogenase. Gene Ontology annotation, cellular component: mitochondrion. Gene Ontology annotation, molecular function: flavin adenine dinucleotide binding. The transcript has 3 exons. The coding region runs from base 183 to 1418 and encodes 411 amino acids. NCBI's taxonomy places the organism in Eukaryota, Metazoa, Arthropoda, Insecta, Diptera, Muscidae.